Carya illinoinensis is the source of this 906-nucleotide messenger RNA. RefSeq lists its product as uncharacterized. Gene Ontology annotation, biological process: DNA repair. NCBI's taxonomy places the organism in Eukaryota, Viridiplantae, Streptophyta, Magnoliopsida, Fagales, Juglandaceae. The coding region runs from base 1 to 906 and encodes 301 amino acids. Gene Ontology annotation, molecular function: endonuclease activity; DNA binding. The record is from RefSeq and is a predicted model, not a curated record. The transcript has a single exon.
AUGAAGCCAAAGAUUAUAUCGUGGAAUGUCCGUGGGCUAAACGACAUUAAUAAGAGGCUCUGGAUUAGAAACUUGCUGCAGGAGUGGAAGGCAGACAUCGUUUGCCUACAAGAAACAAAACUAAAAAUGAUUGAUAGAAGAUUAGUGCGAAGUUUAUGGAGUGGAAUAUACAUUGACUGGGUUUUCUUGGCUUCGAAUGGAGUGUCGGGAGGGGUGGUAGUGAUGUGGGACAGGCGGAUGGUGGAAAGAAUGGAGGAUUUUAUGGGGCGGUAUACGGUGGCAUGUUCCUUUAAAUGCGUGUCCGAUAACUUUUUGUGGGCUUUUGCAGGUGUUUAUGGCCCGAAUCUAGAUACAGAUAGAAGGUUACUGUGGGUAGAACUGGCUGGGAUUCAUAGUUGGUGGGACAUCCCCUUGUGCAUAGGGGGAGAUUUCAAUGUGGUAAGAUUCCCAAGUGAAGUUUCUGGUUGUAGAAGAUUGCGGAUGGCUAUGGAAGAGUUCUCGGAGUGUAUUUUUGAAUUGAGCUUGGUGGAUUUGCCAUUAGCAGGGGGUACAGUGACUUGGUCCAACAAUCAGUCAUGGUCCCGAUUGGACCAUUUCCUAAUUUCACCAGAACGGGAAAGCCAUUUUCCGGAUGUAUGGCAAAAGCGUAUGCCUCGUAUUGGCUCGGAUCAUUGGCCUAUUAUGCUUGAUGGUGGAGGUAUUCGGAAAGGGCAGCGGCCGUUAAAAUUUGAGAAUAUGUGGUUGAAAGCAGACGGCUUCGUGGAUAAGGUCAAACAAUGGUGGUCUUCUUAUCAGUUCCAAGGGACUCUCAGUUUCAUCUUCGCGGGUAAAUUGAAAGCUCUUAAACGAGAUCUAAAAGCUUGGAAUGUGGAGUCGUUUGGCAACGUUGAGGAGGUAAAAAACUAA